AGCGUGGAAGUCAACGCAUUCAAAACAACCCAAAAGUUCCCGAAAGUAUUGUUUACUCAAGAUGAGUUCAAAUAUGAAUCGUAAAGUUUUGGCAAUUCAGGCAAAGAAGAGACGAGGUAAGGGAGUGAAGAGUAAACAACUCAAACGGGACGCGGGAAAACCGGACAAAAAACCUCGCCAAAUACAGAACCCUCCGCCAAAAUACGAAAGCGAUAAUGAUGAUGAUGAUAAUAGCGAUUCAGAGGAGCAAGAAGAUGUCAGUGAUUAUAAGAAAGGUGGUUACCACCCAGUAAAACUUGGAGACCUCUUUAACAGCAGAUAUAGUGUGAUACGAAAACUUGGAUGGGGCCAUUUUUCAACUGUAUGGCUUGCUUGGGAUUUAAAAGAAAGACGUUAUGUUGCUCUGAAGAUUGUGAAGAGUGCAUCACAUUACACAGAAACUGCUUUGGAUGAAAAGAAACUCUUAGAGAAGGUUCACACCACUGAUCCCAAUCAUGCUGGACAUAAACAUGUUGUUCAAAUGUUGGAUGAUUUUAAGAUCAUUGGAGUUCAUGGCACACAUAUAUGCAUGGUUUUUGAGGUCUUAGGCCAUAAUUUAUUAAAACCUAUUAUUCAUUCAAAUUAUAGAGGUCUUCCUGUCCAACAAGUGAAGUCGAUAAUUAAACAGACUCUUUUAGGCUUGGAUUAUCUUCACACAAAAUGUGGAAUUAUACAUACAGAUUUAAAACCAGAGAAUAUAUUAUAUUGUAUAACAAAUAAAGAAAUACAAAAGAUUGCUCAUGAAGCGAAAAUAGCAUCUAUGAACGGAAAUCUAUCUUCGGAUAUUAUUGCAACGGCGCCAGAGCACAUAAUGCAACAACAGCAAAGAAGUGGUGAAAAAUUGUCGAAAAACCAAAAGAAAAAACUUAAGAAACGAUUAAAAAAACAACAAGAAAAAUAUUUGCAAGAACAGGAUGAACAGGAACAAAAAGACGAAGUCCCGACGCCUUCAGAAAAAUGCCAAAGUUUGAACGAUGAAGCUGAAGUGAAAAGCGAAGAGAUUGAAGAGAUUGUUGAAAACUUGAAGGACGCUGAAUCUUGCGAUAAAAACGUGGAUUGCUGCGAGGAAAAUGCGGGUUGUCAGGAUAAAGUUGUAAAUAAUAAUGGUAGUUCAGAUAUGAUGGUUGAAAACCAAAGUGAUAAAUGUGUAAAUAAAGAAUUAAAUGAAACAACUAAAACAGAUGCCGAAAUCUCGACUCAAGUAAAUUGUGGCGGGAAUGACCGAACUGUGGCCGAAGCCAAGGCGGCAAGUGUCAACGACGAACAAAUGCAGUGGACCAAUGGUGAACCAGGGAAGGAUUGCGUCAGCAAAGAUAGCCUGGCUGAUGAUAGUCUUGCCGGCAUUCAGAAAAUGGACAUAUCACCCGGGAAAGAUGCGAAUCACGAGUGUGGUAAUCUUGUAAGGAGUGGCGAAUGUACAGAGAACGAAGUCAGCGUUAACGAGACGGUGGAAAUCGUCGAGAAAUUGGAUGUGAGCGAGUGGAGUGGGAACGAGAUUGAAUCAAUGGAAACACACGCAUUAAACAAUCAAAAUGAAGAGGACGUCGGUGUGAAAAUUGCUGAUCUUGGCAACGCAUGUUGGGUGGAUCAUCAUUUUACAGAUGAAAUUCAGACACGUCAGUAUCGAAGUAUUGAAGUGUUAGUUGGUUCAACGUAUGGACCUCCAGCUGAUAUCUGGAGUACAGCAUGCAUGACAUUCGAGUUACUGACGGGUGACUAUUUAUUCGAACCACAUUCUGGCGAUAAUUAUUCCAGAGACGAAGAUCACAUUGCCCAUAUCAUAGAGCUGCUGGGAAAAAUACCAAAACACAUUGCGUUGGGAGGAAAAUAUUCAUCAGAGAUGUUCAAUCGAAAAGGAUUGCUAAGAAAUAUAACAGAGUUGAGACCAUGGCCUCUUGAAAACGUUCUUACUGAAAAAUACGAGUGGAACGAAGCAGAUGCAGAAGAACUGGCUUCGUUUUUACUGCCAAUGUUGGACUACGUUCAAGAAAAUAGGGCAACAGCUGCUCAAUGCUUGGAACAUCCUUGGCUUAGUAAUAUUUGAAUGAUGUCUUUGUGUAGCUUUCUUCAUUUCGACAUCACAUAUGGCGCAAGCAGAAAACACUAGUUUAGCCAUUUCAAAUGGAGUGCUGUCGUUACCCUUUCUUCCAUAUACUUGUCUUUGAUGAGAUUGAGGGACAGAGGAACUAGCAAGAGCACACGCCGGGGAAUGAUAAAACAAAGAGAACGAAGAGAUAAUAAUUUGAGAUGCAGGGGUUUGUUUACAAAACUACGACUUGUGGGGCCGAUUUUUGAUUUUGGUAAACGUCGAUGACCCAAUUUUAGUGCAUGAUGAUGUCUCAUGCUGACAUUUGUGAAUACAAUCUUAAACGUAUCAUUAACGUACGUCUGAUUCGGCUCCACAAAUCCCUUUGUGUAAACGUACCUUUCCACGGGGAUGCCGGAAGUUAGUCAUAGCAAGAAGUGCAAUUUCACUGAUUUCGUCGAACAAAAAAUGUCAACUAUGUAUGGCACCUCCAUCGUGGCUCCUUCAUGCCUCUACACAUUUUUAUACCCAAAAAGAAGCAGCUGCGAAAUUUUUUUUCCUUGCUUGAUAUACUGAAAGUUGUUAGUACCAGUACUAAAAAAUUUUGUAAUUGCUCUGGUUUAGGUCUAAAAAUGUUUGUAGUUUUUCGUUAAAGCAUAACUGAGGGCCUGAGGUAUCUAUUGUUUCUUAACAUAUACUAUCAGUAACAGAGGUUAGGUAUGUAUACGCUUUGAAACAUGUGACAGUAUUUGCUAAAAUAUUAGCUUAUUUCAUCAGGCUAUGUGCACACGGUAACGUUUUUGAGAGUUUACAUUUUUGUUUCCUGGCAAAAACGGUCGCAGACACAAUAUAUUUAAUAUAUUGAGCAUUUUACCCCUUGGUUCCAUGUGAACAAGAAAACGAUAAACAAGAACCAAAACGAUUUUAAAAACGCUCGACUGACUGACGAUGCUCGUGUGAACAUAGUUCCAGUGCAUCCAACUGUGGUCCAUCUGACGUCAUCAUACAGUGUGUAAACUAGGGAGAGAGAUAGAAUAUAUUAUAUAAGCGCACUGGUGUAAAGAGUUGUGUAAUGACGAGCCAAAUAAGACCUCACACUGUUUUAAGAUCAUAUCACUGCAGCGCUUAUAUAAACCCUCUUCUGGUCAUACAAUACAGUUAAUUCAAUAUAACGGUAAUGAAUGGUUUGAUUUAUUCAAAGCAAUGGAGAAAACCCUAAAUGCUCCGCGCGCAAUGGAUUAUUUGAGCCGUACGUGUACGAAAGCUUCGAAAUUGCGGUUUUUCCUCCCAGGACAAAUCAUCCAGGUACAAGGCUGCUUUUGGAGCCUGGACGAGCAUCCUUGCGCACGCAGAGUGCAGGGUUACAGGCUUAUGGCGCAGUAUGAGGAAUAUUGUUUUGAAAGA
Dendronephthya gigantea is the source of this 3469-nucleotide messenger RNA. RefSeq names its product SRSF protein kinase 3-like. NCBI's taxonomy places the organism in Eukaryota, Metazoa, Cnidaria, Anthozoa, Malacalcyonacea, Nephtheidae. Gene Ontology annotation, molecular function: ATP binding; protein kinase activity. The coding region runs from base 62 to 2083 and encodes 673 amino acids. The record is from RefSeq and is a predicted model, not a curated record. Gene Ontology annotation, biological process: regulation of mRNA processing; protein phosphorylation; spliceosomal complex assembly. The transcript is spliced from 18 exons.